AUGGCUGAAAUCACCAUCACCGGGUGGACAACACGCGAUGUCCGGUUCCCCACCUCAUUGGACAAAACUGGCUCAGAUGCCAUGAAUGCUGCUGGCGACUACUCAUCUGCAUACUGCAUACUUGAGACUGACUCUGCGUAUACUGGCCACGGCAUGACGUUUACCAUCGGCCGCGGAAACGACAUAGUCUGUGCCGCCAUCAACCACGUCGCCGAGCGCAUCAAGGGUCGCACGCUCUCCAGCCUGGUGGCCCACUGGGGGCAAACAUGGCGCCACUUGGUCAACGACAGCCAACUGCGGUGGAUUGGCCCGGAGAAGGGCGUGAUCCACCUGGCGCUGGGUGCCGUGGUCAACGCGAUCUGGGACCUGUGGGCCAAGACACUGGGCAAGCCUGUGUGGAAGGUGGUGGCCGAGAUGACGCCGCAGCAGUUUGUCGACUGCAUCGAUUUCCGUUAUAUUACCGACGCCAUCACCCCUGAGGAGGCGCUGGCCAUGCUGACCGAGUCGGAGACGGGCAAAGCGGAGCGUAUCCGGGAUGCUGAAAACAGCCGGGCUGUGCCAGCGUACACGACCAGCGCAGGCUGGUUGGGUUACGGUGAGGACAAGAUGCGCGGGCUGCUGCAGGAGACAUUGUCCAAGGGGUACCGGCACUUCAAGCUCAAGGUGGGCGGCAGUCUCGAGGGCGACAAGCGGCGUCUAGGCAUCGCCCGCGAAAUAAUUGGCUUCGACCGCGGCAACGUCCUCAUGGUGGACGCCAACCAGGUGUGGUCAGUGCCUGAGGCAAUCGCGUACAUGAAGGAGCUGGCCGAGUUUAAGCCGUGGUUCAUCGAAGAGCCGACGUCGCCUGACGAUAUUCUUGGCCACAAGGCGGUGCGCGAUGCGUUGCGCCCCCACGGCAUUGGCGUCGCCACAGGCGAGAUGUGCCAGAACCGCGUCGUCUUCAAGCAAUUACUCAUGGCAGGGGCCAUUGACGUAUGCCAAAUCGAUGCCUGCCGCUUGGGUGGCGUCAAUGAGGUGCUCGCCGUGUUGCUCAUGGCCAAAAAGUACGGCGUGCCCAUCGUCCCCCAUUCCGGCGGUGUCGGCCUGCCCGAGUACACCCAGCACUUGAGCACCAUCGACUAUGUCGUUGUAAGCGGGAAGCAGUCCGUGCUAGAGUAUGUCGACCACCUGCACGAGCACUUUUUGCAUCCGUCUGUCAUUCAGGACGGAUUCUACCAAACCCCGACCGAGCCAGGGUAUAGCGUUGAGAUGAAGGCCGAGAGCAUGGACCGGUUUGAAUACCCCGGUAAGGAGGGUAGCUGGUGGAGGAGCGAGGAGGCGAAGCCGAUAUUGGAGGGCGAGAAAAUUUAA
Dichotomopilus funicola is the source of this 1350-nucleotide messenger RNA. Its product is annotated as mandelate racemase. The coding region runs from base 1 to 1350 and encodes 449 amino acids. The transcript is spliced from 2 exons. NCBI's taxonomy places the organism in Eukaryota, Fungi, Ascomycota, Sordariomycetes, Sordariales, Chaetomiaceae. The record is from RefSeq and is a predicted model, not a curated record. Gene Ontology annotation, biological process: carbohydrate catabolic process; amino acid catabolic process. Gene Ontology annotation, molecular function: magnesium ion binding; L-fuconate dehydratase activity.